AUGGGCGCAGCAGGUGUGCAGACCUGGGACCUCAGCACAGGGAUGGUAGAAACCCCUCAUAAUGGGAACAGCAGGUGUACAGACCCAGGAAUUUAGCACAGGGAUGGUGGGAACUCCUCCUAAUGGGCAGAGCAGGUGUACAGACCCAGGAACUCAGCACAGGGAUGGUGGGAACUUCUCAUAAUGGGCACAGCAGGUGUACAGACCCAGGAACUCAGCACAGGGAUGGUGGGAACUUCUCAUAAUGGGCGCAGCAGGUGUGCAGACCUGGAACCUCAGCACAGGGAUGGUGGGAACCCCUCAUAA
Staurois parvus is the source of this 306-nucleotide messenger RNA. The record is from the annotation of a GenBank genome assembly. NCBI's taxonomy places the organism in Eukaryota, Metazoa, Chordata, Amphibia, Anura, Ranidae.